Molecule: messenger RNA, 2131 nt
Organism: Aspergillus saccharolyticus JOP 1030-1
Lineage: Eukaryota; Fungi; Ascomycota; Eurotiomycetes; Eurotiales; Aspergillaceae
Product: putative integral membrane protein (Ptm1)
Exons: 7
Coding region: 234-1838 (534 amino acids)
Biological process (GO): retrograde transport, endosome to Golgi
Cellular component (GO): Golgi apparatus; membrane
Source: RefSeq, a predicted model, not a curated record
UCGUGCGAUCGCUGUGCACAUCUUCCCCCAAAGUGCUAUAAUUACGCAAACAAGGAUCGAUCGGUUCUGGGGAGUCUCUUCCUUUGUUCCUCGAUCAUCGAAUCUCGGUGGUUCAGCUUUUCAGACGGCUGCACCCUCCUAUGCUUCAUAGCCGUACCCUGUCCUCUGCGCUCGGCGAAUCCGGAGCUUUGUAUCAUCAGUAACCCACCGGCCAGCUCCUAUUCAUGGUCAGAAUGAGAGGGUGGCUUCAAACUUUGGGCUUAACAGCCUUACUUGCGGGCCGAGUUCUUGCAAAUGAAGUUGCUUUGACACAAGAUGAAGCCAGUCGGCAACGAUGCUCGGGAAUGUAUAGCCGCAAAGCAUGGGGUGGAAACGUGGACCCCUUCAUCUUGACCAAGUUUGUUCAAGACUCGAGCGCCGGUGACAGCGAUCCUCUCGUCAGUCUUGUUAUCUUCGAAUGGACCGAUGAAAACCUCAUUGGGCGUCCUGUACCCGGCGAUUCCGACGUGAUCGAAACGAUUUGCGAUGAAGCGAGCGUGCAAGCGAACUUGUGCAACGAGGAUCAGAUUGGAUCAUUUAUUCUUGCUGCAAACGCCACCGAAGCCGCCAAAUUCCCCAUCAUUACGCAGGCUGUGCAUCUGAGCAACCCGACUGCCAUCAACUAUCCGAUCAAGAAGACCGGUUUCUAUUGUGUGAGCACAUACGGAUACUCUGGACGCGACUACAAGGCCGUUGUGGAAUUCAGGAACUCAUAUGGAGAGCUCCCAGCUGCGCAAAUUGCGAAGCUGCCGUUCUAUGGAGGCUUGACCAUUGUCUAUGCUGUGGUCGGAGCGUUCUGGGCUUUUCUAUAUGUGCAAAAUCGCCACGAUAUCUUGCCUGUACAAAAUUACAUUACUGCGAUCUUGGUCUUCCUGAUUGUCGAGCAGGCAAUGACCUGGGGAUUCUAUGAGUACCAAAAUGUGCACGGCUUAAAUGCUGGCGCAAAAGCUUUGAUGGUCAUAGUAGCCGUCCUUAAUGCAGGUCGAAACUCCUUCUCGUUUUUCCUUCUAUUAAUCGUGUGUAUGGGUUACGGCGUUGUGAAGCCUUCGCUUGGGCGAACCAUGAUCUACGUCCGCGUUCUCGCCAUCACUCAUUUUGUCUUUGCCGUGAUAUAUGCUGUCGCGAGUCUGUCAAUCACUCCUGAUAGCGCUGGUCCACUUGUGCUGCUCAUUGUUCUGCCACUUGCCGGAACACUGACUGCUUUCUACGUCUGGACGUUGAACUCGUUGAAUGCCACGAUGAAGGAUUUGAUCGACCGGAAGCAAAAGGUGAAGGCCAUGAUGUACAAGAAGCUGUGGUGGUGCAUCCUCGGUAGCAUUAUCGUCAUUUUUGGCUUCUUCUUCCUGAACUCGAUCAACUUUGCCGGACACAGUGAAGCAAGCUUUGUUCCUGAGCACUGGAAGACUAGAUGGUUUGUCCUCGACGGCUGGCUCAACAUUGUCUAUCUCUUUGACAUUGGGUUCGUUGCCUAUCUGUGGCGUCCUACUGCCAACAACCGACGCUUCGCCAUGAGUGAUGAGAUUGCUCAAGAUGACGAUGGCUUCGAAAUCAGGUCUUUCGGUAGUGCUUUGGAUGAGGAAGACGCUCUUGGUGGUCUUGAGGAACACUCUGGUCAUGAACAGCGCCGCGACCUGUCUCCUAUCCCGCCCAAGCCCGUCCCUUCUGCAUCGCGUCCGCGCGAGUCCCUUGAUGGAGAGACUAUCUUUGCAGUUGGUGAAGACGGUGACAAGUGGUCAGAUGACGAGGACGAGUCACCUCGCAACUCCGGUGAGAGACAGCGCCUCACUGGCAAGCAUUAGAUGGCGAUGUCAACACUGCAGGAAAGCUUGAAGCUGCGGUGCAUAACCACAGCGUUUGUGGCCCUACGAGCUUGACCCUGCAACCCCAGAGAGAUCUUGUCGUGUUGGAAUGGAAGCUCAGUGUCGCUCUCAAUCUGCUUGAAGGCAUAUCAUGGCGUUUGGCUAAGGUGAAUUCCCAGUGAGUUUGGUUUUUAGCCUUCAGUUUCUUUUUCAUUGAUGAGGGAUGAAAAAUAUUUGUUGUCCCAUAUGUAUAAAGUCUGCUUAAUAGUUCAAAAUGGAAUUGGCUUCAGCAC